This is a messenger RNA of Gilbertella persicaria, 868 nucleotides long. RefSeq lists its product as uncharacterized. Bases 286 to 522 code for a protein of 78 amino acids. The transcript has a single exon. Lineage: Eukaryota; Fungi; Mucoromycota; Mucoromycetes; Mucorales; Choanephoraceae. The record is from RefSeq and is a predicted model, not a curated record.
CACAAAAAAGAAAAACAAAAGAAUAAAAAAUAAUUUAUAUAAUGAAAACAACAAGGGAAAAGAACAAGUGAAUCAUUUUUGUCUUUUGUUCGAGUUGGCAAAAGCAGGGUAUUCAAAAUAAGGUCUUAGUCACUCAACAGAUACUUUAAAAAAGAAAGAGGGCCAGGUAGAGCUUCACCAAGUAUACUGACUUCAAUUACCUGCUGUAUACUGCAGAUGAUGUUCUUCAAUUGCGUUAAAUGAUUGACAAUACCAGGAAGGCGAGUCAAAUCAUCAACAGAACGAAUGCCUCUGAAGCAAGCAAGCUGGACAAAGUCAUACUUUGUACUACUCGUUAUUGUCAUCUUGUACGUCUUGAUUGAACCGUCAUCAUCCAAGAGACCGCAUACAACAGGGGAAGGAACAUUGCUUGUGACCAAGCGGUCGAGUAUCAACUUUAAGAGAUUAUCAAGCUUGGCUUCAUCGUCUACAAGCCGAGUAAUUUUUGCAUUUGGGGGAAGGGUUUACUUCCGCUUCGAAUAGGUCAAACUCGAUGUCUGAUAGGACAGCCUUCAACAAAUAGUCAGGUUGAAGUGACAACCACGAACAAGAAGAAUGUUCAGCCCUUUUUCUUGACGACGAGCCUGCUGCUGCUGGUGUUGCUGUUGACGAUUCAGCCAAAGGAAGAAGCAACGUGGGUUCAGAAGGUAACCCUUCAAGACGUCUUCUAGCACUUCGAAAAUAUUAUUUCAAAUGCAAUAACACCAAGUGAACGUCUUGCUAGAAUCAAUCAGACGUAUAGUGUUGGUAUCUUAUGCUCUUCGAAGCAAUUAACUAUCUCACAUGAAAAUGAGAAAGAUUGCACAAACUCAAAACUCUGGAAAAAAAC